Mya arenaria is the source of this 729-nucleotide messenger RNA. NCBI's taxonomy places the organism in Eukaryota, Metazoa, Mollusca, Bivalvia, Myida, Myidae. The record is from the annotation of a RefSeq genome assembly.
AUGGCAGUUGAUAUUUUUAGGAGUUUUGAUUACCUAAGAGGUUUAGGCAUGGGGGGUAAAAUUACUGGUUUUAUUUUUUUCUGGGGAAGUAGGGUUCUUUUAUUACUAUUUCAUUUUGGACAAUUUUCAGGGGUUAAACUAAAUCGAGGGGAAGUUGGAGCUCUUUGAGUAGCUGAAAUGGUAUUUUCAUAUGUAUAUAAGAGAAAAGAGAGAAGUAAUGUUUUGCGUUUUCCAGGGGCAGUUGGGGUAUUAACUAGGAUGUUUUUAUGUCUUUUGUGGUUUAAUGUUCUCGGAUUAAUUCCUGGAAUUUAUGCUAUCACUCGUGAUUUUUAUGUGGGAAUAGUAUUUUCUUUUACUAUAUGAUCUACUGGAGUGAUAAUGUUUUGGUCCCCUUUUUGAGUAAAUUUAGUUUGUCAUUUAAUUAUUCCUGUUGACAGAAGAUUAUUACGGUGGUUACUUACGGUAGCGGAAUCUGUAAGACUGGUAGCUCGUGCUUUUACUUUAGUGUUACGAUUAGGGUUUAACAUUAUUGCGGGGGAGGUGGUUUUUUUUGGGCUAAGAAGAAAAUUACAUGUAUGUCUUCAAAGGGGUAUACCUUUAAAGGGGUUGUUCUUCAUGUUGUUUCUUAUAUUUUUUACUGUGUGAGAAUUGUUUAUUGGUUUAUUUCAAGCUUUUUUAUUUGUGUUUUUAAAUGUUUUAUAUGUUGAAGAAAUUCCUUUUAGGGGUUAA